Messenger RNA from Patiria miniata (bat star), 2404 nucleotides. Its product is annotated as probable basic-leucine zipper transcription factor Q. The transcript has 8 exons. The coding region runs from base 402 to 2288 and encodes 628 amino acids. The record is from RefSeq and is a predicted model, not a curated record. Gene Ontology annotation, biological process: regulation of DNA-templated transcription. Gene Ontology annotation, molecular function: DNA-binding transcription factor activity; protein binding. Lineage: Eukaryota; Metazoa; Echinodermata; Asteroidea; Valvatida; Asterinidae.
CCAUAUUGAUUGAACUGGUGCGAACUGUACGUUUGUCUACUAUCACAGAAAAACAGGGUAUUUCCAAAGAAGGAUCAGACGUUCUAUUGUUUUUCCCCAUCACUUCAAAUAAUUAUGAGAGAAUCUGCUAAAUUUAGCUCAGAAAUACCCGAUGAUGUGUGGUUUACAAUUACAGUGUCCAAAGUGAAACUGAAAAUACGCUGCGCAGUUGGUUGAUGCUCAGCUAAGCAAGAAAGACGUGGACAUCACGAAGUCGUAUCAAAUUCUUGUGCUUUGCCUUUGUGGUCGGAAGUGGUGGGCCAAACCUUUUGGCCGCAUAAAUAGUAUUACUGGCAGCGGACAUCUCUUCUACAUUCAAAAUCAACUAGUUGCUCUUCAUCAAAGUCCACUGCCAAAGAGAAAUGGACGGCUACGUGCCUCAAGAUCAGCAGGGCAGCGAAACUCAGACGGUUGUCCCAGAACUGGGCUUGCACCAAAAUUACAAUCCUCUUCAAACGCAGUUGAUGAUGCAGCCUCCAACGUAUACUGAAGCGGCAGCGAUGGCUCAAUGGGUGCAACUGGGCAAUGGUCUGGUGCAGAAUCCUCAGCCCAUGCUCCAGAUGCCUCAAGCACAUCAGGUACCAGUCCCGGAGCUUUUGCCAAAUGUGACGACUUAUCCACAGACGGCGCAGGUGGCACAACAAGAGGAUUAUAUGAGGCCGAGCUUUCAGGUGACCUCUGACUUGAAUCCUCUUCAGCAACAGCAGCAGCAGCAGGAGCAGCAGCAGCUGUUGCAGCAGCUGCAGCAGCUGCAGCAGCUGCAGCAACAGCAACAGCAGCAGCAGCUGCUGGCACAAGUGUUGCAGGCACCGGCCAGCCAGUUGCCACCUCCACAGGAUGUCAAUCAUCCGCAGUUCCAGUCACCACCUUGCCAGGAUCAAGCUAAUCAAGUGACUUUCACCAUGGAUGAUUUGAACGCCCUUCUCAAUGGAAGCUCGGCGGCUGAUGUUACUGAAACGUCAUAUGAUUCUCUUCUUAGACAACUAGAAGCAGAUGGACAGCACACUGAUGGUCUACCACUUGGUGAUCCAAAUGAGUGCCCAAAUAAUCCAGGUGUUACCAUGGCGACAGCAGUUCCAACCAAUCCAGCUCCACCACUUGCUGGUUUCUCUAAUACCAUGGUAACAGCAUCAACCAAUCAGGUUGCUUUACCACGAAGCUCAGCAGCAGCUGCAGGAAUGCCAUUGGCGACCGUACCCGCCACCGUGAUGGCCAAUCACAUUUCGCAGUCCACGACAACCCGCGAGGCUCAGCUGAGCCCUUCAAACCCCCCCACGGAUGCUGCCAUGGGAACCACCAUGGCAGCCUCUCCCAUCUGCAACCCCACUAGCUCCACCUCAGAAACCAACGAGAAUCCUCCAGAGAAAACCAAGACCAAAAGGCCCAAGCCGAGAAAGCCUAAAAAAAACCGUCAGGCCGGCGCCAAGUCCAAGAAGGACGCUAACCAGUUGUCAUCACUGGAAACAGAUGCCAAGAAGACCAAAACCUCAGACAUUGUAGGAAUCGGUGAAGAGCCUGAUGCAAAGCAGCUCAAUAUCCAACUGUACUUCCAGUCGCAAGCGCUGCGGGAAUGCCCCCUGGAGGUCAACAGUCGCAACGGAUGUCUGGUGUUCCACAAGAAACCGUGGACUUUUGGAGACACCAGCCCUGAUGUCACCGAAAUCGAGUUCCCAGAACUGGACAAGAAAGUCAAACUGACGGAUAGUCAGGCAGAAGCCACAAGAAAGUUGUUGGAUGCACUGGCCAAAGGGAUUCACAUAUUUUACGACAAAGAUGGGGACAUCUGUGCCCGACGUUUUUGUCGGUCCCACGUCUACUGCUAUUCCACCAUGCCCAGCGAUGAAGGAUUUCAGCUUGUCAGCAAGCAAAAUAGCACCUCCUUGGACCACAAACAUAAACGCUACGUCAAGGAGUUGCCAAAAGACACAAUCGUGAAGGUCUUUGAUGAGAAAAAAUUCAAGGAAAGCCUCUUGGAUUGUUGUGUUAGUUGUAAACCCGACCAAAUCCCUCGCCCAGUCAUAUUUUUCACGAUUGGCCAGGACUGGGAACCGGAUAAGCCUGUUGCUAAUUGUCUGGUGUACCUUAAGGUCCUUCCAAAAUCGGCCCGGUAUAACCGAUGUGUUUUAAACGGAGGCAACCACGAAUCCUUUGAAUGUGACGAAGUGGUCUUGGCUAUGUCCGAUAUGAGUUUGUCCUCGAGCCAGGGUGGGCCUUCACAUGGUCCAAAUGGUCAACCAUUACCCAAAUGAGUUGUGUUGGCAAAAAUAAAAUAUAAAUGAUUUAAAAAAAAAAAAUGUAAAAAAAAAAAAAAAAAUGUAUUAAAAAAAAAAAAAAAAAAUGUAUAAAAAAAAAAAAAAAAAAAAAA